AUGUCCCGUCUUUACCAUAUCUACAACCUCCUAAUCCUAAUUACUAUUCUCUGCCUGUCAUCAACAUGGGCCCAAUCAAUGGAACACAUGGACUUAUCCACACCAUCAGCCUGGAACCCAAGUGGAGAGACCACAAGUCGUCAAUCAUUACAAGCACCAGAGGAACCCACAGUGCACCGACGGGCAAUCGUCACAGCAUCAGACACUUCAACAGAGAUGCCCGAACCCUUCGACACACUCUCCUACAACUUCGCCAGCGCAAGCACCUGUAUUGACUUCUUCACAAAAUGGCGCGCAAACACAACAAUCUUAUCCUGCACCCCCAUCUCCCUCCUCAUCCAGAACUCCAACGCAUUCUUCCACACCCUCAACUCAGCACCCGCCACAUCUCAUAUCCUGGAUGUAUCCUGCUCAGCAAAUGUCACCGAAUGCGCCUCAAUAAUGACAAAUCUCGCAAUCGACCUUCUCAAACCUGAGAACUGCGGCGACGACUUUCAAAACAAUAACUCCGUCGUCAAGGGCACGUAUCGUGAUCUAGUCGCGUACGAACCAAUGUACCGCGCAACAUGUCUCACGAACCCAUCAACACAGGAUUACUGUUUUGUCGAUGCGGUCUCAAAUUCCACCGCACCCGAUGACUACGGUGUCUACUUGAUGCCACUGGGGACCCCACUUACCGUCGGGGAUACGCCGAGUUGUACCAAGUGUUUGAAGGCGACUAUGGAGACGUUUUCUAGGUGGGCGAUACGGGAUGGUCAGUCGCUUGACGAUACUUAUCUUCCCUCGGCGAAGAUUGUUAAUGAUCAUUGUGGUGAUGAGUUUGCGACUACUAAUAUCACUGUUGGUUCGGCGGAUGUUACGGCUGGGGCGGGUGCUGUUGCUUUGCCUAAUAUUGGAAUCAUGAGUGUCAUGGCUUUGGUUCUUGGUGCCAUGAUAGUCAUGUUUUGA
Molecule: messenger RNA, 948 nt
Organism: Penicillium coprophilum
Lineage: Eukaryota; Fungi; Ascomycota; Eurotiomycetes; Eurotiales; Aspergillaceae
Exons: 1
Coding region: 1-948 (315 amino acids)
Source: RefSeq, a predicted model, not a curated record